ACCAAAAUGGCGAACAAAAGAAAACAAGCGCAGAAUUUGGAACAUUCUUCCAAAUCUCAGCAUCAUAGGUCCUCUCAAGGGAAACAUGGUAGUAUCAGCCGGAGAGAUGACAAUCCAAGCAAUUCAGAAAAGUCAGGUUCGGGUCUGUGGACGAAAGAAAACGUGUUUUAUAUCGCGCUGAUAGUAGCCGGCGCGUGCAUCUCCGGGUACCUGCAUCGGAACCAUGUUGCAGGGAUGUUCGAGCGAGAUAAACACUUUUCUCAUUUAUCAGAGCUUGAAAGAGAGCUGUCGUUCAGGACAGAGAUGGGUCUUUACUAUUCCUACUACAAAACUAUGAUCCAGUCCCCUAGCUUCCUGAGCGGCCUUCAGGAGAUAAUGUUUGAUAAUGUCACAGAAUAUCCAAAAACUAUCAACACUUUGAAACGGUUCAAUCUUUAUCCUGAGGUUGCCUUGGCGAUAGGAUAUCGAAUAUUUGACUCUGUCACAAAGUUCAUGAAUAUAGUGACAAAGCAGUGCUGGGAGACGAAUCGGGGCCACAACCUACCUCCAAUUAUCAGCUGUGAAGGUCUUGGGGAUGCGCCAUACUUCUAUGUGGAGAGCGUGUUUUUUUGGAAUGGCAUCAACAUGGCUGUCUUAUUUGUCUUUGGUUUAUAUCUCAGCGGGAGUAUAUUCGGAGGCAUUCUAGUCGUAGCAUCGUUCUUUUACAAUCAUGGCGAGUGCACCCGCAUCCAGUGGACCCCACCGCUGAGAGAAAACUUUGCCUAUCCUUUCCUAGUCAUCCAGAUGUUUCUAGUCACUCAUACAUUAAAGACACCACGUCCAGAUUAUAAAUACUGCAUCCUGAUUGCAAUGGCAACCAUAUUGUUUAUGUUACCAUGGCAAUUUGCCCAGUUUGCCCUCCUGACUCAAACCAUGUCUGUCUUCGCGGUCUACAUCCUACAGUUCAUUGGGUCUCACAAAGUCAGGAUCAUACUUCUUGGACAAACGAUAGGACUGUGUGUGAGCUACUUGUUCCUGUUUGGUAAUGAGAUGUUGUUGGCGUCAUUCUUCUUCGCUGCUCUAGUCACUUCACAUAUUCUACUUAGCCUUGAAUGGUUAAUAGAGAAAAUCAAGAUACGUUUCAUCAUUUGGUUGACACAAGGCAUAUCACUUCUCGGUGGGAUCAUCUCGGUCAAGUACUUGAUGUCAAAGAUUCUGUCUUUAAAAGAUGAUGCUCACAUUGGUGAUAUCCUAAAAAGCAAGUUCACAAACUACAGUAACUUUCACACAAAGAUGUACACCUGUGCCCCUGAGUUUGACUUCAUGGAAGCCGCGACACCAGGACGUGUUUCAAAGACGUUACUCUUACCCUGUGUCGGCAUCGUACUCAUCAUGAUCAUUUAUCAGCUCCUGAAGAAUGAAUUUGAAAGUUGGAAGAACAAUAACUCUGAAAAUAGUAUGGAACCUGAUGAAAUAAAACAUCGUUCAAAGCCUAAUGCUGAGCUUGUCUACCAUGUGUUUCAACUUGCUGCCUUUACUGUAAUGGCGGUCAUCAUUAUGAGACUGAAGUUAUUUUGGACUCCUCACCUGUGCCUAAUGACGUCAUUGCUAGCUUCACCGAAAAUAUUUGGAGGGCUCUUCAAGGACACAAGAAAUCAGAUUUCCGUCAUUGUUGUUGUCUUAGCUCUGAUGAGUUAUCAGGGCAUAGGCAACUUGAACCACCAGUGGAGCAUCCUAGGGGAAUAUACCAACACUCCGAUGGAGGAAAUGGUGGAGUGGGUGAAAGGAAAUACUCCACAGAAUGCUGUGUUUGCUGGGCCAAUGCCUACCAUGGCCACCAUCAAGCUGGUGACAAAAAGACCUAUUGUCAACCAUCCACAUUAUGAAGAUACUGAAUUAAGGGAGAGAACAAAAAUUGUCUAUGCCACAUACAGCCGCAAACCACCAGAGGAGGUAAAGAAGGGGUUAUUAGGACUGCAGGUGGACUACUUAAUCUUAGAAAAUACAUGGUGUAUUCGACCAUCAGAUAGUGGAUGUUCAAUGCAAGCAAUUUGGGAUUUAGAGGAUAUGGAAAAUCGCAACCGUCCUUCAACAUGUUUGGAACUUUACAAAAAACCAGAACCAAACUUUAAAAUUGUUUUUAAGAAUCGUACAUACCUCAUAUUGAAAUUAUGAAGACACCAGAUUUUAAAUGAGAUUUAAGUUCAAAUUGUACAAAGUUACAUUUGUACUCUUCUUGAAGAGGAUUUUCAUUGAUGUCUGAUGUUUGUCUGAUGUGUAAUACAGAUGAAAGCCAGGAUGUACAAGGGCCUCUUUUAUAGGUAAGGUAGUAUUCAAACUGAGGCUUGAUUAGGUUUUGACCACACUUUGAGAACAUGUUGCCAAUUCCCAAGGGUGAACUUUACAUGUAUAUCAGUUCACUUGCAUAGUUGAUAGUCUUGGUCAUUAGGGCAUAAAAGGUUUUGAGGAUAUAACAUUUGCUAACUUCUUACUCUGGUUUAAUAUGGGAUCAAGUUUGUAGGCAUUUACGUAAUUAGAACUUUGUAAAAGGAAUCAUUUCUUGGUAUACUUGGUUGAGCUGCCUGCUCUGGUGCCAGUGUUAGUUUCAUAAUUUAGAACCCUGUCUAGUCGUUCAACAUGUAACUUCUGUAAUUGAAAACAAAUUGAAAUGAUAGAAUACUGCAUGUAGGCCUACAUACAUGUAUAUUCAACAACCUGUAGAAUCUCUUGAGCGUGUAUUGGGCUUGGUAUUUAUUUAUCUACACGUAGAA
This is a messenger RNA of Lineus longissimus, 2750 nucleotides long. RefSeq names its product protein C-mannosyl-transferase DPY19L1-like. Gene Ontology annotation, cellular component: nuclear inner membrane. Bases 7 to 2154 code for a protein of 715 amino acids. Gene Ontology annotation, molecular function: mannosyltransferase activity. The transcript is spliced from 16 exons. The record is from RefSeq and is a predicted model, not a curated record. NCBI's taxonomy places the organism in Eukaryota, Metazoa, Nemertea, Pilidiophora, Heteronemertea, Lineidae.